CCUGCCCUGAUGCCACCGUUGGUUGAUUGACGGUUUUGACAGAAUCAAGUCAUCAUAUGGUCAACACGGCGAUUGCGCGACACUUUUCAUAUUAACAAACCGCAGACACUUUUUAUCUUUCAUGGCUCUCUUACUACAACCACUACUGCCCCAACAUUAGUAGCAGUUGCUCCUGCUGCUCACAGCCACGAUGCCCGAACCUCUAUCUACCCUGUCGCCUGCCAAGCAGAACUCCAGAUCGUCGCCUAUCAAACUUGAUUUCUCGCAGAAACCCGACACCAACACAUCACCUUUUGCAAUGUCAACCACGACUACCACCCUUCAACCCUCUGGAGACACUGUCAACGCGUCUUUAAUAGCCAUGGACCAAUCCUUCUCCCCUCCCGCGCAAGCCAGUCAGCCAUCGAGUCCCAGAAAAGCAUUUUCGCCCAUAAAAUACAGAUUACAAGACGAGUCACGCGAGAACAGUUCACCUCCGGGUUCGCCUGCCAAGCCUACGGUGCGAUUCAACGAAGGUCUAACAAGAGCUAUUGAUACCAUGCAAGAGGAGGUGCGCGACGACAACUCAGAAGACAACAGAGUCGUUGCUUCUCCACAAGACAUCAGCACACCCAAAGAUGAGUUGGACGAGUUGACUUUGACCCUCAGUCUUGACGACAAAACAAUCCACGAUGAAACAGUGGGUGAUCUUAGUACAAUCUCGGCUAUCCACACAGACAUGACUCGCUUCGCCAACCUGCGCACCUCGCCCACCAAAGACAGUCGAGAAGCAUGGUCUCCUUCCAAACAAUUGCGCACCUCGGUUAUAUCGAGUACACCUGGAACAGUCCAGCGGCCGUUACGACUCUUGUCGACAUCCAGACGCAGUACCUCUCCAACAGAAGACGAUGAGGCCACUCCUCGAAGAUCGCGGACAUCUAAUGACGCGACUACCGACCUACUGAACUUUACUGGGCAGACCAAUAUCAUUAUACCUCCGCCCGGGUCAGCACCGCGCAGCAUGCGACGUAGUCCCUCUGGUCGAGGAGCCUUCCCGAUAAAAAUCAAUCCCAGUUCCUCCCAUCGCUCGCAAGCGUCGGUCGAUCGUGAAAGAGCGGGAGGUCGAUCACCACAGAAGCAACUCGACAACCCUCUGGACACCAUUCCUGCGACUCCUGCUGGUCAGCGCCACAGCAUAUAUGGCGCCACAUCUGGACUUGGAAUGGAUCUGCUGGAUAUUGAUUUGGGGCCAAUGGCAACUCCCAGGUCAAUACCGACAAUCACACCACGGGAGCUUGAAUCUCUGCGGUCAGAACUGCAGUCACGCAUAUCUGGCCUCGAAGCCACUCUAUCUGGCAAGGAGGCCGAGGUAAUGGCUCUCAAACGGGCCAUCACAGACGCAGAGGUCCGGGUGGGCAAGACCAGUGAGGAACUUCGAAAUGAGCGCGGAUCGCGGGAAGAGCUGGAACACGCAAAGGACGACCUGGAACGACGGAGUCGGGAAAUGGAAGAAGUCCUCCGCGAGGUCAAACAGAACAUUUUCCUUGAAGAAAGAGAAAAGGAGAAGCUUCGGCGACAGACGGAGGAGGCGGACCACCGGACGGAAGAGCUUGAAGUUCGGGUACUCGAGCUGCAGGCAUCACUUGACACACUCCGAUCCGAUCGGGUAAAGUCGACGCCCAGCCCGGACAAGAACACACCAGGCACACCAGGCAUGAGUGCUGAUAUUGAUUUUGCUGUCAAAGACGCUACGGAAAAAGUGGCACGCGAGCUGCAUGCCUUGUAUAAAAGCAAGCAUGAGCGAAAAGUGUCGGAUCUGAAAGUCAGUUAUGAAAAGCGAUGGAUCAAGCAGGUCGAGCAACUGCGAGCCGACCUCAAGGCGUCGCAAGAGGAAGUGCUCAAGCUACAGACCGAGAGAGAAGCCACAAUGAGUGGUGUCAUACCCGGUCAAAGUGAGGCCAUGUCCAGGAUGGAAGGACAGAUUGAGGAACUGCGACGCUGGAACGAAGAAACGACCGCCGAAAAGAAAAUGCUUGAGGCCGAGGCUGCAGGACUGCGCAGUCAGAUGGACUCGUUGAUGGCCGAGACGGACUUUCUGCGAAAAGACAUUGAACAAGAAAGGGUCGAGAAGGGAGACCUGGUCGCGCAAGUGGAUUUGUUCUUGACCAUGAGCGCCCAGCAAGAGGAACAGCGCGCUGUCGACGCCCAGCGUCAACCUGUGAGUCCACCGAGGAGUGAAGAUGGGAAUGGCAGACCCAAUUCGGCGGCUGCAGUUGCCAGUCCGAACAAAUUCAGAAACAGCAUGACUGGUGGUGUGUCUGGGGUACCCUCGAGGCAAAGACCAAUGAGUAUGCUGCAGAAGCCGACAGCUGGGAAGUACUCAGGGAUUCCGGCACCUGGAUCUGGCUUAAAAGCACCGUCAAGCAAGGUGGGAGGUUAUGGUGGUAGGAGUGGUGGAAUUAUUGAAGGUAUUGCACGAAUGGGUGCUGGAGGGCGAUGAAGCGACGGAUCGAGACCUUGGGGUCUGUGCAAGGGGUUUAGGAUUGUUUGUCAUUGGAGUAUGACUUGCAUGACUUGGGAAACCCUUUCUGAACGAAAUUUUGAUGACCAGAAGCAAACAAGCGAUAAGUGAAUUGUACAGAAGGGCCACUUACUUCGUCGUUUCGAGGUGUUGAUGAUGAGACGGCCUAGACGACAAAGGUUGUGGUGCUCGGUUUAAUGAUGCUCGAGCGACAGCAUAUACCAUAGUGUGGUACUGCUAAACAGUCACUUGACUCGACUCGUGCAACGAGUUAUAAGAAGACUUCUUCAAGCCAUGUUCAGGACCGAUUUUCU
Molecule: messenger RNA, 2814 nt
Organism: Exophiala viscosa
Lineage: Eukaryota; Fungi; Ascomycota; Eurotiomycetes; Chaetothyriales; Herpotrichiellaceae
Exons: 1
Coding region: 191-2479 (762 amino acids)
Source: RefSeq, a predicted model, not a curated record